Bombus huntii is the source of this 1692-nucleotide messenger RNA. RefSeq lists its product as uncharacterized. NCBI's taxonomy places the organism in Eukaryota, Metazoa, Arthropoda, Insecta, Hymenoptera, Apidae. The transcript is spliced from 5 exons. The record is from RefSeq and is a predicted model, not a curated record. Bases 393 to 1430 code for a protein of 345 amino acids. Gene Ontology annotation, molecular function: DNA binding.
ACGGAAGUCUAGUUAAUCACAAAGAAUGGCGAUUGUCGUUUUAUUUACGUUACGGGUUCUUUAUUUUUCAGCAUACUUAACGACUAAUUUUUAAGACGCGACAAGGACCUUAGCCUUUUCAACAAUUAAAGAAACUUUCAAUCGCAUAGUUGUGCGAUGAACUCAAGACUUAUAAUUUGCUUUAAGCAGCAAUAUUUGUAGCAAAAAUCUUUAAAAUUCGAAUUAACCAAAGAAUCCAACCUUCAAUUUUCUCAAAUAAUAUUUAUAUUACGAAUAAAGCUUGAAAUUUUCAUCCAAUAUAAAGAUUUGAUUUAGUCAUCAAAUUAAGAACAUAGGAUCGAGUUUCCAAUAUUGACAUUGUUUACUUCUUCGAACGAUUUUCAACGGACGAAAUGGUGCCGACGAUGCCGCCUGAUUCGCAUAAAAUUUCGCUGAAGAUCAUUGAAGCGAUAAAACAACAUCCAGUUUUAUAUAGUGCUGAAGUGAAAGGUUCUAUUAAACUUCAGGAAUUUCGGCAGAAGGUUUGGAAGAGGAUUUCGGAUGAACUUGGUCUUGAUCCCACCUGGGUGAGAUUAAGAUGGAAAAAUUUAAGAGAUACUUACUGCCGUAUACUUAAAUAUAAGAAUAGAACGGAAAAAGGAGUUCGUAGGAAAAAAUGGAUUUUUGAAGAUCAUCUUAGUUUCUUAAAGUUUCCGUAUGAAUCGGAUUAUCAACCUCAAAGUAUAGAAUUAACUGAAGACUAUAUUCAGGAUAUAAAUGCAGGUGGAAUUAGUUCUGAAGGUCUUUUAGAACAAUUAGAAGAUCGUAAUGAUGAAGAUUAUAGUGAAUAUUUAGAAGUUUUGGAAGAAACAACUGCAGAUCCAGUGUUGGAUCGUGAUUCUAUGGAAUUAAAUGAUAAUGGUGAUAACGUAGUAAAAAGUAUAGAGGUAGGAAAUGCAAUGCAUCAUGAUGUUGAUUCAUAUGCACAGCAAAUUCAAUCAAAAUAUAGAAAAAUAAGACCGAAAAAAGUGAAAAUUGAAUCAUUGGAAGUGCCUGCAACCUACAGUAUUUUAAAAACUUCACCUUUUAAAAAUAAAACAAUUGAUACACCAAUAUUUGUUAGUGCACCAGCUGCAAAUAAUUCUGUAAAGAAUUCUUCUAAAACAGAAGAUACACAAAAUAAUUAUGACCAAGUCUAUCUAGCUCCUGAAGGAAAAAGUAGUAUAGAGCUCUUUUUUGACAGUAUGGCACAAACUGUCAAGCGACUCCCUCCAAAAGCUCAAGCAGAUAUUAAAAUGAAUAUUUGUAAAAUUGUAACAGAAGCAGAACUUAAGUAUUCUGGACGUAACACACCCCAAAGUACUCAACAAUUUAUAGCACCACCUGGAAUGAUUCCUAAGUUGGUUCUCAUUCCAUGUAACAUGAUUGAUGGACAAAAUAAUAAAGGUUGAUUAUUUCUAAGAAUAAUUAUUUCUCCUGAAAGAAUUAUGGUUAUUUAUUCUAAAUUAUGAAAUUGGUUUCGUCUAUCAUAAAAAAAUGCAACACACAACAACUGAGGAAUAUUAAACUAAGAAAGUAGUUUAAACAAAUCUGAUUUUUGUAUUCAGGACUGUUUUAUCUUUAUAUAACACACUGAAAGAAAUACUAUAUACAUAAAUGAUGUCGUUAUAUUUUAAGCUAUUGUUAUAUAUAAAUAUAGUUAUUUUAAUAGAA